This is a messenger RNA of Colletotrichum graminicola M1.001, 762 nucleotides long. RefSeq lists its product as uncharacterized. The record is from RefSeq and is a predicted model, not a curated record. Lineage: Eukaryota; Fungi; Ascomycota; Sordariomycetes; Glomerellales; Glomerellaceae. The transcript has a single exon. Bases 1 to 762 code for a protein of 253 amino acids.
AUGUUCGACGCCAUGGAGAAAGCCGUUGAUAGAUGGGAGAGGGGAUACAACACCCAUUAUGACUCUGAUGGAAGCGAUGCCGAUUCAGACAGGUCACGAGAAUAUCGACGGUUCUCCGGAUCAAGUCCCAGCGCAUCAUCUUCAACUGACGCUUCAAGCGCCUAUCCAUCGAAUAGCUCCGGUGGCUACAGUCGGACUAUUGGAAAUGGCAACAGUUACAGCUCACAACAUACUUAUCAGCAAUCUGGCUACCAGGAGCAGAACUGGGGCAUGGGCAAUAUGUCUUUGGCAACCGACUCAACACAGCACGCAAGCACGGCAACAACUGGUCUGACAUCAAACGGACCGCGCAAGGCCCGCGCAAGCAGUCGACCAGUGGACAGCGAUUACACUGACAUGCACCUUCAGCCAGAGUACCAGAGCUACGUUCAUUCCGGGGCACUGGAUGACUUUGAUGAACUAGCCAGCUCAUCUUACAUCGAAGGUUUCGAGCCUGUGUUUGAUGUAGUUUCCACUGUUCCCUCUGACUAUCAAUCAUACACCUUGGACGCUGACCAGGGCUUCCCCAUCGACUACCCAGCUCAAGGCCACUACUCCAAGGACACUAUCAAUCCGAAAGACAUUCACAACACACUGAUAGGGAUGGGAUCGGCAACAAUGCCGAGAUACCUCAUAGAGAACGAGGAAGAUUCGGGGAUUGUUCUUCAUGAUACUCAGGAAUAUUUGGGCUUUGUGGGACAGGCCAGAAGGACACGCAGAUAA